AUGAAUCCCCUCAGUACGGAAAACACAUCGGCCCAUCGCAGGUCGUCAUCAAGCUCCAGCCUGCCGGCUCCGCUGCAGAACCUCGUUGACAAGGCCGAGAAGGAAAGAGACCUGUACGAAGAUCCAUGGAGUCGAGCUCCAGGUCCACAGACUUCGGAACAAGUCCAACCACAACAACCAAAGCAGUCCAGCAAGGUCGAGCAAGACAACAACAAGAAAUCAUUUCUCAGGAAGCCUCGUCUGCCAGGUUCACUGCAACGUCUUGUUGACAGGGCCGAGGUGGACAGAGAGGUGUAUGAAGACCCUUGGUCGCGAAUGUAA
This is a messenger RNA of Cladophialophora bantiana CBS 173.52, 321 nucleotides long. RefSeq lists its product as uncharacterized. The record is from RefSeq and is a predicted model, not a curated record. Bases 1 to 321 code for a protein of 106 amino acids. Lineage: Eukaryota; Fungi; Ascomycota; Eurotiomycetes; Chaetothyriales; Herpotrichiellaceae. The transcript has 2 exons.